UGCACUUUGGUAUAUUGGUAUCAUUCACUGUCAUGGCUACUGAGCAAGUGGCCAUUUAGCCCUGUUACGGUAUCAACAUCUUUGGAGAAAAAUAACAUUUCUUCACUUAUUGGGGGCAGUAAUAGUGGUUUUAACGACUAUUUUGGCUUAGCUAGAUAAUUCAUCAUGGCGGGGAGUAGCACCGCUCAGAAAACAUGGGAGCUAUCGAACAGCAUGCAGGAAGUUCAGAGUAUUGACGAAAUUUACAAAUAUGACAAAAAGCAACAACAAGAAAUCCUCGCUGCGAAGCCAUGGACAAAGGAUCAUCACUAUUUCAAGUACUGCAAGAUCUCAGCCUUGGCCCUGUUGAAGAUGGUGAUGCAUGCCAGGUCUGGAGGAAACCUGGAGGUGAUGGGCCUAAUGCUGGGGAAGGUGGAUGGUGAAACCAUGAUGAUUAUGGACAGCUUUGCCUUGCCCGUGGAGGGCACAGAAACUCGAGUCAACGCCCAGGCUGCAGCAUAUGAAUACAUGGCUGCCUACAUUGAAAAUGCCAAACAGGUUGGCCGGCUGGAGAAUGCUAUUGGCUGGUACCACAGUCACCCGGGCUAUGGAUGCUGGCUCUCGGGCAUAGAUGUCAGCACUCAGAUGCUCAACCAGCAGUUUCAGGAGCCUUUCGUGGCCGUUGUGAUCGACCCCACUCGGACUAUUUCUGCAGGGAAAGUCAACCUUGGCGCCUUCAGGACCUACCCAAAGGGUUACAAACCUCCUGAUGAGGGACCCUCAGAAUACCAAACAAUCCCCUUGAACAAGAUUGAAGACUUUGGUGUUCACUGUAAACAGUAUUACGCCCUGGAAGUUACUUACUUUAAGUCCUCCCUUGAUAGAAAGCUUCUGGAACUCCUUUGGAACAAAUAUUGGGUCAAUACCUUAAGUUCCUCAAGUCUCCUCACGAACUCGGACUACACUACAGGCCAGGUGUUUGACUUGUCGGAGAAGCUGGAGCAGUCUGAGGCCCAGCUGGGCAGAGGCAGCUUCAUGCUCGGGUUGGACACGCAUGACAGGAAGUCUGAGGACAAACUGGCCAAAGCAACACGAGAUAGCUGCAAGACAACCAUAGAGGCGAUUCAUGGUCUGAUGUCUCAAGUCAUCAAGGACAAACUCUUCAAUCAGAUCAACACAUCUGGCAAUUAAACUUGAACUACGAGCCAAUUUGGAUUUCACCUGGAGGUCUUUUCUUGUGCAUGUGUAGCACUUUUUGGUUUAUGGUUUAUGUUUCACUGCUAAGGGUAGGAUUAUCUGUGAAUUAUCUUGAAGGUGUUUUUAAAAAAAAAAAAAAAAAAAAAAUUAAGUUUCUUUUUUUCUCCUAGUAGUAGUUAAGGAUUAUACAGUCAAGGACUCAUGCAAAAAAUAAAACAUAAAAAGUGCAA
This is a messenger RNA of Sander lucioperca (pikeperch), 1406 nucleotides long. RefSeq names its product COP9 signalosome subunit 5 (gene cops5). Gene Ontology annotation, cellular component: cytoplasm; COP9 signalosome. Gene Ontology annotation, molecular function: metallopeptidase activity; deNEDDylase activity; protein binding. The transcript has 8 exons. NCBI's taxonomy places the organism in Eukaryota, Metazoa, Chordata, Actinopteri, Perciformes, Percidae. The record is from RefSeq and is a predicted model, not a curated record. Gene Ontology annotation, biological process: protein deneddylation. The coding region runs from base 166 to 1170 and encodes 334 amino acids.